Molecule: messenger RNA, 2331 nt
Organism: Rhodotorula graminis WP1
Lineage: Eukaryota; Fungi; Basidiomycota; Microbotryomycetes; Sporidiobolales; Sporidiobolaceae
Exons: 4
Coding region: 1-2151 (716 amino acids)
Source: RefSeq, a predicted model, not a curated record
AUGAGCGAGCGACCAGCACUGUCCCUCUCGGUCUCUCGGCGACCGAGCCUGCGCGCGUCCCUCAGCGGCGCCAGCACCCCGGCCCUCGCCUCGUCCCCGCUCUCGUCGCACCCGCCCAUCACGCCGCAGAACGCCCACUUCUGGGACUCGUACUUCCCGGCGCCCGGUGCCGGCGUCGUCGGUCUCCAGACGCCGCCCCUCGGCGCCGCACAGCCGAGCCUGUACCCGUCGGCGGGCACCGGCCCCGGUCGCAAGAGCCUCCUCCGCCGCAACUCGAGCCUGAGCAGCGUGUCGAGCUCGGUCGUCGAGGACGACGAGGACGAGCAGGAGUGGACCCACGACGAGGAGGAGCAGGUUCACCGGGUCUACGACGCCUGCCUCGCCAAGCACGCCCUCACCGAGGCGCCCUUCCCCGCCAACGGCCCGCCGCCGUCCAACUUUACCAACAUGGUCGCGCGCGCCGUCCUGCGCGCCGCCGGCGGCAGCGGUCGCGCCGCCGCUCGCCGGGCGCGCUUUACGCUCGGCGCCGCCGACACGCAGGACGUCGAGCAGCAGGCGUCGGGCGAGGUCGACAGCAAGAAGUGGCCCCACAGCCUGAAGAGCACCCGGCUCAAGAUUCUCGCCCUCUGCAAGGAGCGCCAAGCUGGAGCUCGCGUCGAGGACACGCCCAAGCAGGCCGACCCGGACGCCACGCCAAAGCGUCGGCAGCCGCUCGUCCGCCAGGACAGCAUGGACUUCCUCCCCGACGUCCACAACACGAACAGCAUCGCUCGCCUCUCGAACAUGUUGCGCCAGCCCUCGCAGGACGGCAUCGUUGUCCCUCCCCCUUCCUCCACCACGACCUCGCGCAUUCCUCCCUCGGCCCAGCUCGGCACCCUCGGCAUCCCUCUCGCCCGCUCGGCGUCGUCCCGUCCGUCGUACCGCAUGCAGCGCACCAACUCGCUCCAGUCGAUCGCGGGCUCGCCGUCACAGCCGGCCAAGUCGCGCCGCAAGCCCGUCGCCGCCGACACGCUCGACGCCGAGCGCAUCCUCGCCGCGUCGGCCCCGCCUGUCGCCGCCUCGUCGACGGGCAUGGCGCGCACCGGGUCCGAGUCGAGCGUGCUCCACGGGCGCCCGCUCGCGCGCCACCUGUCGUUCUCGCAGUGCGGGCCGCCGCCGUCGGCCGCCGCGCCUCAGCCGCCGACGGUCCUCGGCGCGUCGCCGAUCAAGAAGGCGCACGCCCCGUCGACCGGCCUCUUGACGCCGCCGGCAUCGUCCAAGAAGCGCUCGCAGGCGUUCACGUUCGCGUCGCCGCCCAAGAACCCGCUCGGCCUCACGCUCGACGUGCCCUCGGCCGCCUCGGCGCUCAAGCGCGACGGCGGCGCCGCCGGACUCGCGAGCGCGUUCACGUCGCCCGUCGUCGACGCGUUCCCGUCGUCGUCGAGCGCGAGCUCGAGCCCCAAGAAGAAGAAGGCCAAGGUCACGACGGCGGCGCCGGCUCGCGCGCCUUCGUUUGACGCCGCGAGCGUCACGUCGAGCGAGCCGACGGGGCUCGGCCUCGGCUUCUCGCUGGGCGGCGGGCCGAGCGCCCUGAGCGCCGAGGCGAACUCGUCCAUGUUCGGCGACCGCGCCCACGACGACUCGCCGUUCCUUCUCGGCAGCCGCCGCACGGCGCCGACGAGCCCGGGCAAGGAGCAGCGCAUGCGCACGCCGUCGUUCGAGGGCCCGAUGGGCACGUUCACGCUCCUCGACCCGUCGGCGUCGCCCAACAACCUCGCGAGCCGCCGCAACUCGCCGCCAAAGCUCACCCUGACGCCGUCCCUCGCGUCGCCCACCUUCUCGACGGCCUCGUCGUCCAUGUCGAGCUUCACGUCGACCGCGUCGCUCGCCGCGUCGACGGCGUCGUCGUCGACCGGGAGCGCCGUCGCGUCGCCCCUGUCGCCCUUCUUCGACCUCAACUCGCUCAAGCUCGAGUCGCUCUCGUCGUCGCCCGUCGAGUCGGUCAACGGCGACGACGGCGUCGAGGCCAUGGACGACGACAGCGACGAGGAGGACUUUGGGUGCGACGGCGGCUCGAACGCGUUCCUCAACCCGGAGUACGUCCGAGCCGGCCACGAGGCGCACGCACUGCGUGAGCGCCUCGGCGCCUUUGCGUGGGCCAAGCAGGACUAGCCUGCCUCCUCUAGACGAUUCCUCCUCUCUCUAAUUUCACUCUCCGUCACCCGCCGUACCCUUUUCGUCCCCUGUAGCUCGUUGCCCUUCCUCUCUCUCGUCCCUCUCUCUUAUACACGUCGUCCCCUGUCGCUCUCCUUUCCGUAUUUCUGUCGCAAUCAUCAAGUCUAUAUUCUGCAC